UGAUUUUAACGUAAAUGAAUUGCUCUUGGGAUUUAUAUCGUGAAAUUCACGACUUUUUCAUGUCUUCCUAUUUGUUUGCUGGAUCUUUAGCCCUCCAAUACGUAUCCAGCCCAUGAACGCCGAUGGUUUUGGGUCUAUUAAUUCUUCCAUUUUUUCUGUUUAUCUUAUUAACAUGUAGACACGGAGCUGUAUAUAUUACAGAAACUGAUUUGACAGCUCGUCUGUUUAUUUUCCUUAUUUUAGUACAAUUCUUGCUCUGUCGGUCGCAGUAAAUAAGGGGCCGGAUAAAUAUUUUAGAAGUUUUGGCAAUGCGUCCAAAUCACUUUCCCGUUAAAUCUAGCCAGCAAGAAGAGUAAAAAAACGAAAGAAAGGAGGCUACAGCAUUUGUUUGAGAAAGACUUGCGUUGUUUAGGUUCCAUUUUUCAAUGGUGUUUAUUUCUGACCAUGCCAAGAAGUUUCUUCCUGGCAUUGACUCGGUGGUGGUUGUGAUGCCUGAAUAAGAAUAACAUAGCUUAAUUUUGUGACCUUCAGCUUUGUUUCCAGAUUGCUCUCUCUCUCUCUCUCUCUCUCUCUCUCUCUCUCUCUCAUUUAAUCUUUUUUUUUUUCCUUUUUCAUGGUGGGGGUUUAAGGUUACGUUCGUUUUGGUAGUUGUAGUGUCUUAUCGAUGCUGGGAAAAUAUUUUAUUUUGUUUUUCCUUGUUUACACGAUUCAAAAGUGAUGUGGUAGAUCUACAAGAAAGCUUAUUGUAUGCUCAAAUUUAAGCCCACGUAGGCUUAUAUAUAUAUAUAUAUACAUAUAAUAAUAUAUAAAUAGAAAUAUAUAUAGCUCCCGUAAUUCAAUUUUCAUUUGCAUCCAUUCCAGGUAAAGGUACAUCCACGAAAUGAAAGAACAAAACUUAAAAUUUGCACUGACUGAGGAUCUGGAUUCUGUGAUGUUUGGAGAUAUACAAAUGAUAUAAUAUAUAUUUAAUCCUUUUUCCUAUUUGCAGGUCGAAUUUAGAUACAUUUUCUGGAUAUUGGAAGCUAUAUCAACCCUUCUAAAACAUCUGAGUGCAAAUUAAAUGAUGUUCAGUCCUCUGCUAUAGAUGCAGUGGAGCAUUGGAAAUGAGAAGUUUCCAGGAAGCUUAUGCUUGAUGGACUGCAAGCCCAGCAGCAGUGACAAGAAGACGUUGAAGAGGUGGUUUUUUAUAGACAAAAGGGUUGGGUAAACAAAUCCUGGAAUAAGGCGCUUGAUUCUGCAUUUUGGCUCACAGGCAAUUUACAUUGUACACGUUAACCCCUUUUCUAGUCGCUGAAUCCCAAGUAAUCUGAAUUCAAUGGACCUGAAAUCAAAUCAUUGUUCUCCGGUUUUAACUGAUCCUGCACCAAUAAACAAGUCAAGACUCGGCAUCCAUUCUAGUUUGUUGCCUUACUCGCAGCAAGGAGCUACGUUCUCCUCCAGUAAGUAUGUAACUAUUCCAAGGAAAAAGCCUGCAAAGCUUGAUGAUGUUCGGUCUAAUGGUUGGUUGGAUGCCAUGAAGUCCUCUUCUCCCCCUCGGAAAAAGCUAAUAAAGGAUCUGAGUGUUGAGGUGGCUUUAGAUGAUGCUGAUAUUGCUUAUUGCUCCUGGAUGCUGAAGUAUCCAUCAGCACUCAACUCUUUUGACCAAAUUACAAAUUAUGCAAAGAACAAAAAGAUCGCAAUCUUUUCAGAUUAUGAUGGUACUCUUUCUCCAAUAGUAGAUGACCCAGAUCGUGCCCUUAUGUCUAAUGAUAUGCGUUCUGCUGUAAGAAAUGUUUCAAAGUUUUUUCCGACAGCAAUCAUCAGCGGAAGAAGCCGUGAUAAGGUAUAUGAACUGGUAGGACUAACAGAACUCUGUUAUGCUGGAAGUCAUGGGAUGGAUAUUAUGGGCCCUCUCAGUCACACAGUAUCUGAUGACUAUCCAAAUUGUAUUAAAUCUAAUGACCAACAAGGUAAGGAGGUAAAUCUUUUCCAGCCGGCUAGGGAAUUUUUACCCAUGAUUGACGAGGUUUUUAGAACCCUCGUUGAGAAUACCAAGGGGAUCAAAGGCGCAAAAGUUGAGAAUCACAAGUUUUGUGCCUCUGUACAUUACCGUAAUGUAGAUGAGAAGAAUUGGCCUACUAUAGCACAAUGCGUUCAUGAUAUUCUAAAGGACUACCCUCGAUUGCAGUUAACUCAUGGGCGGAAGGUUUUAGAAGUCCGUCCUGUGAUUGACUGGAACAAGGGAAAAGCAGUUGAAUUUCUGCUUGAAUCUCUCGGGCUAAGUAAUAGGAAUGAUGUGCUUCCAAUCUAUAUUGGAGAUGAUAGUAGUGAUGAAGAUGCAUUCAAGGUAUUGCGGGAGGGUAAUCGAGGUUAUGGAAUACUGGUAUCCUCUGUCCCUAAAGAAACCAAUGCAUUCUACUCUCUCAGGAACCCUGACGAGGUCAUGAAAUUCCUCAACUCUCUGGUGACAUGGAAGCAUGAAGCAGCUAAAUGAUCUACUUAUAGCGGUAGUCAUUAUUUCUGAAUUUUAUAUUUCUUAAUAAACCGAGGCUAUUGGAGCAGCUCUGCAUUAUUUAGUACCUGAAUUGGCAUAUGAGUUUUUCCUUCUUUUUUUUUUUUUUUUGGUAAGUAUUUGCAGCUUUUAUCUUUGUAAAGUCUUUUGGGCCAAAAGGGGUCUAAUUAAUAGUAUGCACAUUUCAGUCCCAUUUAUUGAGUUGAUUAUUUUA
Messenger RNA from Juglans microcarpa x Juglans regia, 2705 nucleotides. Its product is annotated as probable trehalose-phosphate phosphatase F. Gene Ontology annotation, molecular function: trehalose-phosphatase activity. The record is from RefSeq and is a predicted model, not a curated record. Lineage: Eukaryota; Viridiplantae; Streptophyta; Magnoliopsida; Fagales; Juglandaceae. Gene Ontology annotation, biological process: trehalose biosynthetic process. Bases 1316 to 2473 code for a protein of 385 amino acids. The transcript has 13 exons.